Molecule: messenger RNA, 1416 nt
Organism: Mollisia scopiformis
Lineage: Eukaryota; Fungi; Ascomycota; Leotiomycetes; Helotiales; Mollisiaceae
Exons: 2
Coding region: 1-1416 (471 amino acids)
Source: RefSeq, a predicted model, not a curated record
AUGGCGUCUAGAGUGCCUCUAUCCUCCGCCACUGGAAUCGCUGUCAAAGAUAUCGAAGCAAGAAAGAUUUUCAUUGUAGCUGGAAUAGACGCAGAAAUCCAAUACCAACAGGAGAUAACCGGGAUGGAAGUUCCUCGUCCACCUUACGUACCAUCGGGUCGUCGCACGACGGAAGAAGGAAGGAGCGAUAGUGUCAGUGACUGCCGCAAUCACAGCAGUCCUGAUCUAUGGUCUUCUGCCGACCCCGACUACAACUCUGACGACGACACCAUAUCUGACGUCGACUCUCGGAACGAUCUCCCCAAAUGCUCUAACCGGAACUGCCGUUAUCAGAGCGAAGAAAUCAUUCCAGGCAAUCUUUUGAGUUGCCCAGUCUGCUUGUUGGUUGCCCUCCGUGCUGGAAUCGACAUGGGUGGAAAAGGAAGCAAGAGAUCAGCAGAAGCAAAAGCAAAGGAACGCGAGCUACAAAGGGAUCAAGCUUCGAAGCAAUCAGCCACAGAAGAAGUUAUGCAUAGUGACUCUCAAGAUCAAACUUUGGGAGGAGCUCACGGACACCCUUCUGCAGAACUUGGUCACGCUCGCUGGUCUCAAUCUGAGAUUGAAGUGACGAUGACUCUGACUGAACUCGCAGGGAGCUCCCCAGAGAAGUCGCCUUCGGAGACACCGACGCCGGAAGCGAGUCCAAAGUAUGAUCAAUAUGGCUGUAUGACAGCGGUGACGGUCGAAUAUGCUCCUUCGAUACGUGCUCAAGCAGCUGCUACGAGCAAGGAGCCUUCAAGCACUGGCCGAGCUCUACUUGCAGAGAGUAACCACAACAUCCUACACCGAUCACCUCAGCAAUCUUCUCUUAGAACAACUCCAUUCCGAAAUUCGGCCACAGGACCACAACUUAGACUCAGCAGAAACUACAGACGCCGGGUGAUCCUUCAUAAGGGAUCUGGAUACAACGACAAGGAAGUCAAGGCUCGAGCUCGGGAAUUUUAUUCCGUGGGCGAGAAUCUCCCAGAGUUGGAACAUUCGGACAACGACGUACCAGACGAGAAUAGACCAGGCUUUACAAGACGACGUAUCGAAAGGUCUCCGGUCGAUGACUAUCCAAUACCUGUCCACGACAAUAUGGCGAUUGCUCCCAAAGAGAACGAAUAUUUCCGCGCGAUCUCAUUUAGACCUACGAAGCAAACGCCCCACGAAUAUCUGGAAAGUCGGGGACAAGUGAUGUGGGACCUGGAAGUACAGAGACUGAUGCAUCGUCAUACCGAGAUCCUGCAAAGAGAAGGUCAAGGUGCUGAGGCAGUAAUAGAUCAACCAAGCUUGGAGCAGCGGAGUCCAGCCAAGCAUCGCGAUACUGGAUCGGGUGCACACCCUCGUCGUGAACAAAAAAGGCAGAGGGUUUCGGAGGAGGCCAAGAUGUACUGA